AGGAUGGGAAAGAUGGCGUCGUCGUUGUGAAGGGCCGCCUCGCCACUCGUCCGCUCCUCCGCUGGGCCGGCCUGGGCGCCGGCUCCUCCCGGCCGGGAUGUUCUCGGCGCUCAAGAAGCUGGUGGGCUCGGAGCAAGGCCCCGCUCGGGAGAAGCCCAUCCCGGCGGGCCUGCAGUCCAUGAACCAGGCGCUGCAAAGGCGCUUCGCCAAGGGGGUCCAGUAUAAUAUGAAAAUCGUCAUCCGGGGCGACCGCAACACGGGCAAGACCACCUUGUGGCACCGCCUGCAGGGCAAGGCGUUUCUGGACGCCUACGUCCCCACGCAGGAAAUCCAGGUCACCAGCAUCCACUGGAACUACAAGACCACCGACGACAUCGUGAAAGUCGAGGUGUGGGACGUUGUCGACAAAGGCGUGGCAGGCAAGUGCAAGCGGCGUGGUGACGGGCUCAAGCUGGAGAACGACCCCCAGGAGGCUGAGGCGGCGAUGGCCCUCGACGCCGAGUUCCUGGACGUCUACAAGAACUGCAAUGGCGUCGUCAUGAUGUUUGACAUCACCAAGCAGUGGACUUUCAACUACAUCCUCCGUGAACUGCCCAAGGUGCCCAACCACGUCCCCGUCUGCGUGCUGGGCAACCACCGGGACAUGGGGGAGCACCGGGUCAUUUUGCCCGACGAUGUCAGGGACCUCAUCCGCAAGAUCGACAGGCCCCCCGGCGCCUCGUACGUCCGCUAUGCCGAGUCCUCCAUGAAGAACAGCUUCGGCCUCAAGUACCUGCACAAGUUCUUCAACAUCCCCUUCUUACAGCUGCAGAGAGAGACACUCCUUCGGCAGCUGGAGACCAACCAGUUGGACAUUGACGCCACCCUGGAGGAGCUGUCGGUGCAGCAGGAGACGGAGGACCAGAACUACGAGAUCUUCUUGGAAGCCAUGGAAUCCCGCGGCCGGGGUGCCGCCUCUCCGGCCCCCAACGGGCAGAGCCCGUCGCCGGGACCUCAGUCACCUGCCGAAAACAGUCCAGGCACGCCCGCAGAGCCCCUUCCGCCCGAGGUCGCAGCUGCCCCGCCGCCCCGCCGCAGCUUCAUCUCACGGAUCUUCGGGGCCACACCGGAGGGGCCACCAGUGCCGGACCCCUCCACCCCGCCGGCACCGACGGUUGAGGACUUUGCCCCGGAUGACGGCCUGGAGGGCGGGUUCCUGGAGGACCCCGCGCCGCCGACAGACAGCAGCCACCGGGAUGCUCCCAGGAGCCCGGCCCUCGGCUUGCCGCUGGAAGGUACAGCGCCGCCCCUCGGCAAAGACAGGGCGCUCUCAAGCGAGGACGAUGACAACCGGCCGACUGCCUUUGCCAUCCUGGGGGACGAAGACAUCGCGCCGGACCUGGAGGGGAAGAAAUGCCCUCCCUCCCUUCAUUUAAGGCCGUCCCCCGAAUUGGCACAGACCCCGGCGGACCUUUCCGGCCCCCCCGCCCCGGACACUGCCGCUCUCCAACGGGACCCCGGCGCCCCCCGGGCCAAGGGCGAGGAGUCGGAGAGCGAGCCCGAAGGGCCGGUGGCGGCGCAGAUGCUCUCCUUCGUCAUGGACGACCCCGACUUUGAGAGUGACGUGUCCACUGGCGAGAAGGCAGCCAGGGGUGACGAGUUCCCCGUGCUCUCGGACCUCUCGGAUGCCUCGGACCGUGAAGGCCCCCCCCUGCCCCCCCAGCCCGCCCUCCCCUCCUUCAAGCCGAAGAACGAGGCGGAUCUCUUUGGGCUGGGCCUGGAAGAACCGCGGCGCAAGGAAAGCAGCGAGGAAGAUCAGGACAAGCCGCCUUCCAAGGAGAAGAAGAAGAAGAAGAAGCAGCGGAGCAGCAAGGAGGAUGAGAAGUCGGUGAGGAAGAAGAGCCGGCCGAAAAAAGGCAAGGUGGAAGAGGACGACUCGAGGCGGAAGAAGGCGCGGGGCAAGGCCAAGGGCAGCGCCAUCGACGAGCUGGAGGCUUUCCUGGGGGGCGGGGCGGGGGGCAAGGCCCGGGGGGGCGGAGACUACGAGGAGCUGUAGCUCCACCCCCUCGACGGGAGGCUCCUCCCAACCUAGGGAACUCCUUCCGCCAGGAAGGCCCGCCCCCACCUUGACGGACGCAAUUUUUGUACGAGACGGACAGACGGAUUCACCCGGCGGGGGG
Lacerta agilis (Sand lizard) is the source of this 2159-nucleotide messenger RNA. RefSeq names its product RAB, member RAS oncogene family like 6 (gene RABL6). NCBI's taxonomy places the organism in Eukaryota, Metazoa, Chordata, Lepidosauria, Squamata, Lacertidae. The record is from RefSeq and is a predicted model, not a curated record. Gene Ontology annotation, cellular component: cytosol; nucleus. The coding region runs from base 98 to 2035 and encodes 645 amino acids. Gene Ontology annotation, molecular function: GTPase activity; GTP binding. The transcript is spliced from 15 exons.